Molecule: messenger RNA, 2286 nt
Organism: Sycon ciliatum
Lineage: Eukaryota; Metazoa; Porifera; Calcarea; Leucosolenida; Sycettidae
Product: CDK-activating kinase assembly factor MAT1-like
Exons: 9
Coding region: 441-1349 (302 amino acids)
Biological process (GO): nucleotide-excision repair; positive regulation of cyclin-dependent protein serine/threonine kinase activity; regulation of transcription by RNA polymerase II
Cellular component (GO): transcription factor TFIIH holo complex
Molecular function (GO): cyclin-dependent protein serine/threonine kinase activator activity
Source: RefSeq, a predicted model, not a curated record
AGAACCACAUGUAUUUCUUGGAACUGAGAGCAAGCAAACGUCUUUGUACUUCUAAGCCGUGGUUCUUUGCCACUGUGUCACGACAGAAUCCGUGUUCAAUAUACAACCACUUGAUCUUAGCUUAGUCAGGUCUCCGCACAAACGGACGCGCAUAAGUGGGAGAGCUUUGUUGGUGUUCUGGGCUGCAUGGCACUUGAGCAGCAAGAGUGCAGCAGCAGCAGCAGCUCCAGUGCUUUUCCUUGGGUACCAAUGUGUCUAGCUGGUGCUUGAGCAUCACCAUCACCGGCAGUAUCACCACCACCAGCAACAGCAGCAACAUCACCGGCAGUAUCACCGUCAGCAACAGCAGCAAGAUCACCACCAGCAGUAUUACCACCACCACCACCACCAGCAACAACAGUAGCAGCAUUGAUCACUGUGCAUGCGUGUAGCCUACCGCCAUGGAGCAGACUUGCCCGAGAUGUCGCACCAGCACCUUCCAGAACCCUCACCUCAAGCUCAUGGUGAACGUUUGCGGCCAUCGCCUGUGUACGAACUGUAUCGAAGCCGUCUUCACCCAUCCAACGUCGAAUUGUUUAGACUGUGGAAAGUUACUGCGGAGAAGUGAAUUCAGGGCACAGCUGUUUGAGGAUGCUAGCGUGGAGCGAGAGGUGGACAUACGCAAGCGGAUUCUCAGAGAUUAUAAUAAGCGACAGGAGGAUUUCAAGACGUUGAGGGAGUACAACGACUAUCUGGAAGAAAUUGAAGAAAUCAUUUUUAACCUGGCCAGCGGCACUGACAUUGAGCAGACGCAGGAGCGUGUGGAGAAGUACCGUGCCGCCAAUCAAAUGCAGAUCGUGAAGAGUCGCUCUAUGCAGGCCCGGCACAUCCAGUCUAUGGAGCAAGAGCUGGCGGCCGUUCUUGAAGUGGAUGAGAUGCAACAGCAGAUGCAGCGAGCCGAAGCAGAAAGACUAGCGGAACUGCGUAAGAAAGCCCGUAUGGAUGUCAUUGAUUUACUGGCUACAACUUCUCGGCCUGGUGAAGCAGUUCGUCAGCAUUUGCAGAAGCUAGAUGAUUUGAGCCGGCCGACCGAGAUAGCUGCACCUCCUGCGCCAAAAACCCUGGGAACGGGUCAUGAAACCUUCAUCCCGACAAUUCCAAUGGACGAAGGCCACGCAUACGUGUAUGUGCCUGAGAGUAUCGACACGGAUGGUCCGCCACUUCUAUCUCUUGACGAAAUCACUCAGCGUGGCUACUCUCAACAUUGGAGGUCACUGACGCCCACAGAAGCUGCUGGCGGCUUCACAAUGGACCAUGCCUGCUCCCGUGUCUUGCUCGACGCUUUCUCUGGCCUAUUCUGCCCCGCGUAGCGUCAAUGCCACCCGUUACUAUGUGUGUGUGUGUGUGUGUGUGUGUGUGUGUGUGUGUGUGUGUGUGUGUGUGUGUGUGUGUGUGUGUGUGUGUGUGUGUGUGUGUGUGUGUGUGUGUGUGUGUGUGUGUGUGUGUGUGUGUGUGUGUGUGUGUGUGUGUGUGUGUGUGUGUGUGUGUGUGUGUGUGUGUGUGCGUAUGUGCGUAUGUGCGUGUGUGUGUGUGCGUAUGUGCUUGUGUGCAUACAUUCUUGAGUAUGUAUGACUGUAUGUUUUCUUUCUUUCUUUUAACCAUGUGUAUAUGAACAUUCUACACGUACGUGCUGGUUUACCUACACCACUGGCAGCACAUGCCCAAUUCCGUUCGUGGCAGUCACCAUUGGUAUUUGAGCUUUACCCCCGACCGCGUACAGUUCUCGUUGUAGCUGCGUGCUCCUUCCCGGAUGAGCGGUUUUGGAUCCUCUGGCUAAUCGUGGCUCCGUAAAUUUUAUUUAUUCCAUCUUUUCUAGAAAACGUACUCCUUAUGGUGGAACCCAGCAGAUCUAUCACAAAAAUGCUCAUGAAAAGAACAAUCUUUGAAUUGCAUAUUCUCUCAUGCAACAAUAAUAAUUAUGUUACACGAAGGUGCUGGUGAAUUGCACCACUCCAUGCAGUGACAGGCGCUUUGUUAUUAUUAUUUUUUCUGUCUUUUUUUUCUUUUAACCAGUUUCAAUGCCGUAUUUCAGUCUGUUCACUCUUUUUAGAACACCUCAUCUCACCUGGAGGCAUGUUGAAUGAUCAUGAUUGAUAUGUUCCAUCGUUUGUUAGGUGACAUGUUUUUGAUCUUCUGUCAUCAGCUCAAUGCCAAGUCUGGCCCGUACUCUACUGCUAGUACUAGUACCUAACCAACUUGCACUGCUGCAGUAUGCGGUGGCUUCAAGAACAACAUCAUUUGAAAUUA